UGAAGAGUGUGGAUUUUCACGUAAAUUUCAUUUCAUUCAUAAAUGUACAAAUAUUCUGAUUGUAAAUGUCAGUACUUCUCGGUUUAGAGUUUGGUUUUAGUCGAAUAAUUAACUCACGUUUAACUUCAAGCAUAAAAAUGAGCUUACCAAAAAUAAUUUCAAACAACAAGACAGCAGAGGAAUUGCUAAAUUCUUUAAAAGAAGAGCUUAAUUCAAUUCGAUCUGAGCUGAUAGCGAAAAAAAAACGCGAUUUGUUAGCCGAAAAUAUUGCUUUAACAAGUCAAAUAGAUAUAGCGAAAUCUCAGUUGAUUGCUUUGGAAAUUAAAAAUGGUAAAAAGCAAAUACCAAUCCCGUAUCAAUCAGUAGAACCGGUUGUGCAUUUAAGUACUACUGUUAAUAAUGAUUCUGAUGCAAGCCAAACUUUAGCUAAAGCAGAAACAAAACAAGACGAGAAGCCCCAAAAAGAAAAGAAACAAAAGAAAGAAAAACCAGUAAAAAAUGAGUCUAAUCCGCCUGCUGAGGCACCAAUAGAUGUUGGACGUUUAGAUUUCCGAGUUGGAAAAAUUGUGGAGGUUUCAAAACACCCAGACGCAGAUAGUUUAUAUUUAGAAAAAAUUGAUGUUGGAGAACCUCAACCAAGAACCGUUGUGUCAGGUUUAGUGAAAUUUGUACCGAUAGAAGAAAUGCAAAAUCGAAUGGUUGUUGUUUUGUGCAAUUUGAAACCAGCUAAAAUGAGGGGAAUUACUUCUGAGGCAAUGGUAAUGUGUGCAUCAACACCUGAAAAAGUAGAAGUCUUAAGUCCACCUCCUAAUGCUGUACCUGGAGACUUAGUUUAUUGUGAAGGCUAUGAAAGAGCUCCUGAUACUCAGUUAAACCCAAAGAAAAAGAUUUUUGAAACCUGUGCUCCAGAUUUAAUGACUAACAAUGAUUUAGUGGCCUGUUUUAAAGGAACUCCAUUACAUGUACCUGGAAAAGGAAAUGUUGUUUCUCAAACAUUGAAAAAUGUAAAUGUAAAAUAAUUUUUUUAAAUUUACGUUAAUAAAAUUUGGUUUGAAAUUAGUAA
Messenger RNA from Condylostylus longicornis, 1063 nucleotides. It is a transcript of the gene AIMP1, whose product is annotated as aminoacyl tRNA synthase complex-interacting multifunctional protein 1. The record is from RefSeq and is a predicted model, not a curated record. Lineage: Eukaryota; Metazoa; Arthropoda; Insecta; Diptera; Dolichopodidae. The transcript has 2 exons. Bases 66 to 1019 code for a protein of 317 amino acids. Gene Ontology annotation, molecular function: tRNA binding.